AUGGAAGCUCUGAGUUUCCUCAGCGGUGGCGGCAUUGCCAGCAGUGCCAAGUACUUUGAAAUCAGAUUGGACGAUCAAUAUGUGGUUUUCCGCGGCGGUGAGCAUGAGGCUGCAAGCGCUCAUUUGCGUGGCACACUAGUGCUCUGUCUGUCAGAGCCACUCACCAUCAAGCACCUCAAAUUGACCCUCACGGGCAUGUCGCGCGUUUGCUGGCAUCUCCCCGCUAGUGCAACUGCAGGUGGCCGCAAACCCUACAAGGAAAAAGUCUUCUUCGAGAAGGAAUGGAAGUUUCGCGAUGCCGGAAAGGGCAAAACAGAGACUCUCCCUGCCGAUAACUACGAAUUCCCUUUUGACGUCAUCCUCGAGGGGUCUCUGCCGGAGAGCGUUGAGGGGCUGCACGAUACCUGGGUUACAUAUCGUUUCAAAGCCGAGAUUGGCAGGAAAUAUGCACGUGACAUCAUUAUUCGAAAGCCCGUGCGCAUCGUGCGGACGUUGGAUCCCAGCGCUCUUGAGCUAGCGCAUGCGAUGUCUGUCGAGAAUAUUUGGCCCAACAAGAUUGAGUAUUCCAUCAGUACUCCCACCAAAGCUGUCAUUUUCGGCGCAUCGGUGCGCAUUGACUUUCGUCUGGUCCCUCUUUUAAAGGGCCUGAAGAUCGGAUGCAUUACCUCGCAACUCAUUGAGACGCAUGAGCUUACGAUGAAUCCGGAUGACCCAGUGUCCGUGCACAAUACUUACAAAUCAACGCGGACAAUCAAGACUGACGAUUACGAACUGAACGAGGAAGAGCAGCUCGAGAUCCUCGACGAGACAGUCGAAGGCUUCCAAUUUUCGCGAUCGUUGGAACUCCCCCAGUCAUUAUCGCGCUGUCUUCAGGAUGCUGAUGUGAAGGGCAUCAAAAUUCGUCACAAGCUAAAAUUCCGCAUACAGCUGCACAACCCUGAUGGGCACACUAGCGAGUUGCGUGCCACGCUUCCCGUCUCAGUUCUAAUCUCGCCAAACUUGAGGAUCGACGACAACAACAUCCUGGUCGAGGAGACUGCUAUCUCACGUCAAAGGGCCGUGGACGAUUUGACGCAUCAAGCACCCCCUCUUUAUGGGGAACACCAGUUUGACCGUUUGUACAGUGAGGUCGACGUGAGUGGAUAUCGCACACCUGGGCCGAUCAGUGGUUCUGUUACUCCGUUUGGGGCGUUGAGCCGGAAUAUAUCAUCCGAAGAUCUUCCUUCUUUGGAAGCCAUAACGAACGGAGACAUAUCCGCCUCGGCGCUGCAUAGCCGACUUCGGGAUCUCCAUGCCACUCAUGGUAGUCAAGUCGCAUCUCCAGGGCUCGAUGCAGAUCAUGGUUCAGCGCCACAUAACCACUCGUCAGACUACUUUAGCUUUGGCGGCCGACAUUCCGGCGUCAACUCUCACUCGCAUAGCCCUGAAGCAGGAUCUCGUCGGGCUUCGGAUGAACACGAACGCGACUACCUUGAUUCUGGGCUGCCGUCCGGCAUGGCUACACCGCAUCAUCCCCAGUCGAUGGAAGUCGAGACUCUGAGUCGUGUCCCGAGCUAUUCUACCGCCAUUCGUUCGAACGUUCGGACGCAAUACGACAAUGGCCUCCCGGGCUACGAUUCCGUGAUCUCAAUUUCGUCGCCGCGUCCGCCGCCUCUGCCGCAACAGGCGCAUCUCCGCUUCAGCGGCACUGCAUCACCUACGCGGAUGUCACCGCUCCAUGAGACGCUUCACCCUCCACUGUACGGCCAGCAUAAUCUUGCCAACGGAUUGCACAAUGAUCUUGAGCGGCAACUUCGAAUUUCGCAAGCUCGUGUUGAUAUGUAA
This is a messenger RNA of Talaromyces atroroseus, 1824 nucleotides long. Its product is annotated as putative HECT-type ubiquitin ligase-interacting protein creD. Gene Ontology annotation, biological process: ubiquitin-dependent endocytosis. Gene Ontology annotation, cellular component: plasma membrane; cytosol; cytoplasm. The record is from RefSeq and is a predicted model, not a curated record. Gene Ontology annotation, molecular function: protein-macromolecule adaptor activity; ubiquitin protein ligase binding. The transcript has 5 exons. Lineage: Eukaryota; Fungi; Ascomycota; Eurotiomycetes; Eurotiales; Trichocomaceae. Bases 1 to 1824 code for a protein of 607 amino acids.